UCCAGUUGGCAUGUUUCAACAGAACUAAAUGGGUAUAUUUGAACGGAUAAACCGGACUGUAUUCUGGCGAUGACUUCAAUGUCAAUAUUACCAUGCUGACCAAGUUUAUUUACCACGAACUACAGUCAGCUACACAUGAUCCACCUCAAUAGUUUUUGUCGCUGUUAUAUUGGCUACAAAAGCAAAUAGCUCCAUUGCAUAGUCCUGUUAAAGACCCGGAAGUUAUGCCUCCUACCAAGGGGGGUUUCCAUGGAAAUUGUCAACACUAAAAGUUGUCUUUACGAACAGAGGUUGGCAACUAAGUAUAUUGGCUAACUAACUGUAAUUAUAACAUGGAAACAAUGGACGUGGAUGAAUUGUUAACUGAAUGUCAGUCUAAAGGAUCUGACUGGUUAAAUAUUAGUAAUAGAGAACUGGUUUUACUGCCUGUUGCCGUGUCAAAAUUAACACAUCUGAAAAGACUGCUUCUAAACGAUAAUCACCUCCUAUUGCCACCAAGCGAGAUUCUCCAUCUAGAGAAGCUUGAGGAACUGGUGCUGGAUGGCAACCAGUUGACUGUGCUUCCCAGUACUAUUGGAUCCUUGAAACAUCUAAUAUUUCUGGGUGUGAACCGAAACCCCCUAACUUUCCUGCCGGAGGCUGUGGGAGACCUCGCUGAGCUGAGGGAACUCUGGGCCACUGCUUGUGGCCUCGUCUCUCUGCCCAGCUCCAUUGGCAAACUCGGACAGCUCAGGAAACUUGGUGUACACGACAACAGCAUUACAGCCGUUCCCUCUGAACUUGGACUCCUUUGCAAGCUUCAGUGGUUAAACCUCGCAGGCAAUGAUCUGCAAGACCUCCCAGAGGCCAUAAAUCAGCUGGAGGCAUUGGUUUUCUUGAAUUUGGACAGGAAUUACUUUCAGCAUGUGCCAAGACCAUUAUCAGACAUGGCCAGUCUUCAUGUGCUGUCUAUGAAGUCCAACCAAAUCACGUCUCUGGCAGAUGACAUGAUCCUUGGAUUUAGUAGGAUGACAAAACUUGACCUCAGAGAAAACCCAUUUAGAGACAGGCCAGAACACUGGAAGGGUUUGGAUUUCAUUUUGCUGGGGGAUGUGAAAGAAGUAGAAGUCACAGAUACUUUGCCUUCAUAAAACUGUUUCAUAAACGGCACAAUCUAAGUUAUAUAAUCCAAGCACCUACGUUCUAUAACUAUGAGACUGAAAGAUGUAAAAUGUACAACUGUAAUAAGGUCUAAUUGGUCUGGUAUUCUGGUGAAACAAGCUUUUGAUGACUGUAAGCCCAUUAUGUGCAUCAUGUUUAGAGAAGGAACAUCUUGCAAAUUAAAUAAAAAGCUUUACAAGCCAUGUCAAAACA
Molecule: messenger RNA, 1353 nt
Organism: Anguilla anguilla (European eel)
Lineage: Eukaryota; Metazoa; Chordata; Actinopteri; Anguilliformes; Anguillidae
Product: plant intracellular Ras-group-related LRR protein 3
Exons: 4
Coding region: 333-1130 (265 amino acids)
Molecular function (GO): protein binding
Source: RefSeq, a predicted model, not a curated record